AUGAAAAACAUAGAUUCCAUCAAAGGUUGCAGAAUAGAUGAGAACCACUUCGACUUAGAAAAGUAUAGCACAUUUUAUUGCAAACAAGAUGUAAGAAUUUUAAGAGAAGGUUUUGUUAAGUUCCGCAAUGACAUAUUGAAAGAAUUUGAUUUAAACGUUUAUGACUACGUUAGUAUUUGUUCAAUUGCUAACAAAUUAUUUGAGAACAGAAUAUACUUCCCUAAUGGAAAUUUAUAUGACUUUUCAAAUAAACCAAGAGAAUUUAUUUCACGCUGUAUUCAAGGUGGAAGAUGUAUGCUGUCAGAUAACAUUAAACAAAAGAGCGAAAAGAAACUCAUUGCUGAUUUCGACGCUGUUUCAUUAUAUCCAUCAGCUAUAGCAAGACUUUAUACUUUAGAAGGUAUUCCAAAGGUUAUGAAGAAAGAAAUGUUAAGCACAGAGUAUCUCAUGAGACAUUUAUUCGAUGACGACCAAAAGGAACCCAUUGGUGAAAAGUUUAUGUCUGGCUUCUUUGUUCUCAUUAAGAUAACAGAGAUUGGAAUACAUAGACACUUUCCUUUAAUAGUUUGUGACCCUGAACUAAAUCCAGAACUUAACGUUCCCAGAAGUUCAAACACUUGCUGUUUAAUGUAUGUUGACCAUAUAACAUUACAAGACCUCAUAAAAUAUCAAGGUGUCAAAUGUGAAGUGUUGCAAGGAUACUAUUACGAUGGAAACAGAGAUAUUAGAAUAAGAGAUGAAGUAAAGAAGUUGUUUGAGUUAAGGUUAAAGUAUAAGAAAGAAGGAAAUCCUUUGCAAGAAAAUAUAAAGCUCAUUCUGAACAGUAUUUAUGGCAAAACUAUUCUAUCUCCUAUUGAGUCAAAAAUAACCAUAGUAAAUGACAAAGAUGCUAUAAGAUAUGCCAUCAGAAACUACAACCAUAUAGUGAAGUUCGAAGGUUUGGAUGGUUCAGAUAAAACUAUUUUCAAGCUAACGAAAAGCAUUUGCAGACACUUUAACUUCUGUCCACUUGGUGUUAACAUUCU
Molecule: messenger RNA, 1025 nt
Organism: Trichomonas vaginalis G3
Lineage: Eukaryota; Parabasalia; Trichomonadida; Trichomonadidae
Product: organellar and viral DNA polymerase type B
Exons: 1
Biological process (GO): DNA replication
Molecular function (GO): DNA binding; DNA-directed DNA polymerase activity; nucleotide binding
Source: RefSeq, a predicted model, not a curated record